AUGGCGGGGGAGGGCGUCGGGCGGUGCAUACUGGUGGGGCUGCACAUGGACGCCGUCGGCAAGGAGCUUCUGCAGUGGGCGCUCAACCAGGCGGCCAGGAGCGGCGACCGCGUCGUCGCCGUCCACAUUUACCGCAAAUCCGGAGACCUGUGCAAGACGAACGCGCUGACGCUGAUCAGGACGCUGGACGACUACCUGGCGGAGUACGAGGCCAUCUGCAGCAAGAAAGACAUCGUCCUCGUGGGGCGGGUCACGCCGGGGAGCUCGAUCCAGAAGGUGCUGGUGAAGGAGGCCAAGCUCUGCGCGGCCAUGGUGGUGGUGAUCGGCGCCAACAAGAAGUACUCCUUCGGUGGCUCGACCGGCCUCGCCAAGUACUGCGCCAGGAAGCUCCCGGCGACGACCAGCGUCGUCGCCAUCCAGGGCGGCAAGGCCAUCUUCGUCAGGGAGGCCCCCCGGCCGCCACUUGGAGCAGAGCCCAAGCCGGUGCUCCGCACGCUGCUGCACCCCAGCGUCGGCAUGGAGCCCAAGGUGAUCAUCCCCAACCCCAACCGCCGGAGCGCGCGGUCCAUGGACUUCGACGCCACGGGCUGCGGCCAGUGCGCCGCGCCGCCGCAGCCCAAGAAGCCCUGCGACGACCACGACGCCGCCGACGCCAAGGCCCUCGUCGUGCGCGUGCCGGCGCCAGAGCAGAAGCUCGGCUGGCCUUUGCUCCGGCGCGCGCCUCCCGCAGCGCAGGCCACGACGAGAGACCACGAGACGACGCGCAAGCAGUCGGUGGUGCACUGGGUGAUGAGCCUGCCGCGGCGCUCCUCGCCGUCGGCGUCCCCGGAACCGGCGCAGGAGGGGCUGGCGGCCGAGCUGAGGCGGGCGCUCGCCGGCGCGCCGUCCCGGUGCCGGUGGUUCCGGUACGAGGAGCUGUACGACGCCACGAACCACUUCUCCCCCGGCAACCUGGUGGGCAAGGGCGCGCACAGCCGGGUGUACCGGGGCGGGCUGGCGAGCGGGCAGCGGGUGGCGAUCAAGCUGUGCCGGGCGUCGGCGGAGGCGUCCAAGGACUUCCUCCGGGAGGUGGACAUCAUCACCAAGCUGCAGCACGGCCGCAUCGUGCCGCUCGUCGGCGUCUGCGUGGAAGGCCCCAACCUCAUCUCCGUCUACCGCUACCUCCCCCGCGGCAGCCUCGAGGACAACCUGCACGGGAAGAAGAGGUCGAAGCCGGCGCUGCCGUGGGAGAAGAGGUACCGGGCGGCGGUCGGGGUGGCCGAGGCCCUGAGCUACGUGCACUCCGGCUGCUCGCGGCCGGUGAUCCACCGCGACGUCAAGUCCUCCAACAUCCUCCUCACGGACGACUUCGAGCCCCAGUUGUCCGAUUUCGGGCUCGCGAUCUGGGCGCCGUCCAGCCCGUCGUCCCUCACGCACAGCGACGUCGUCGGCACCUUCGGGUACGUCUUCUUCUUGUACCUAGCGCCGGAGUACUUCAUGUACGGGAAGGUGACGGACAAGGUGGACGUGUACGCGUUCGGGGUGGUGCUGCUGGAGCUCCUCACCGGGCGGAGGCCCAUCACCGGCGACGGCUCACCGAAGGGCCACCACCAAAGUCUCGUCAUGUGGGCGACUCCGAUCCUCAACGGCGGCGACAUCUCCGACCUGCUGGACCCGAGCCUGGACGUGAAGCACGACGAGGUGGAGGUGCGGCGAAUGGGCGUCGCGGCGUCGCUCUGCCUCGGGAGGUCGGCGCGCCUUAGGCCCCCGAUAUCGCAGAUUCUGAGCAUACUACGAGGAGAAGAGGACGCGACGAGCUUGGCGGCGUCGGAGCCGGACUGCGUGGUGGACGACGAGACCUACCCGGCGGCCAACGUGAGGUCGCACCUAGGGCUGGCGCUGCUGGACGUGGAGGACGCCGAGUCCAUCUCCAGCACCGAGCACACCAACCUCAGCCCGCUCGAGGAGUACCUCAGAGAACGCUGCAGCCGAUCAUCCAGCUUCGAUUGA
Triticum turgidum subsp. durum (durum wheat) is the source of this 1989-nucleotide messenger RNA. Lineage: Eukaryota; Viridiplantae; Streptophyta; Magnoliopsida; Poales; Poaceae. The record is from the annotation of a GenBank genome assembly.